Molecule: messenger RNA, 3069 nt
Organism: Penicillium bovifimosum
Lineage: Eukaryota; Fungi; Ascomycota; Eurotiomycetes; Eurotiales; Aspergillaceae
Product: putative RNA interference and gene silencing protein (Qde2)
Exons: 4
Coding region: 1-3069 (1022 amino acids)
Molecular function (GO): protein binding; RNA binding
Source: RefSeq, a predicted model, not a curated record
AUGCCCUUCCGUGGUGGCCGGGGAGACGGCAAUCGUGGGGCUUUCCGGGGUGACAGAGGUCGGGGUGACAGAGGUCGGGGCGACUCACGCGGUGGUGGUGACUUCCGCGGUCGGGGCCGUGGAGAUUUCCGUGGCGGUCGUGGUGGUGGUGGCCGGGGAGGAGGACGUGGUGGUCCUCAGAACUUAGGCCCGCCAAUCUUCAGACAAGGCCAAGCCAUCCCUCCACCCAGCGCCAUUGUCAGCAAAACCGAGGACGAUCUCGCCAAAGCCCUUCAGGUGAGCGGAUCAAAGGCCCCGAGACAGGCAAAAUACCCUGAACGCCCUGGAUAUGGUACCCUCGGCAGACCGGUCACUUUGUAUGCGAACUACCUGCCGCUAUCCCUGCCGGAUGUGCAAUUGCACCGCUACCAUAUCAAUAUUGCGGCCGACUCUGCAGGCCGAUCUGCCCCUGUGGGCAAGAAGGCUCGGCACAUUGUGCGUCUGUUGCUGGAGGAACAUUUCCCCCAGCAAAAGAAUAGCAUUGCCUCGGACUUCCGGUCGACCUUGGUGUCGUGUGUCAAGUUGACCGAGGGAAAACUGAGCGUGCGUUACAAGGAGAACUUGGACGAUGACUACCCUGAGACACCCCGGGUGCACGAGGUCACUGUCCAGUACACUGGGCAGGUCAACCCUGCUGAUCUCUUGAACUAUCUCACCUCCACCAGCGCUGGUUCUAUGCUUGAAUCCAAGUCUGAAAUCGUCGCGGCUCUCAACAUGGUCAUGGGCCACCACCCCAAGACGGACGACCAGGUCGUCUCAGUCGGGGCCAACAGGCACUACAGUCUGCGUCAGGAUACUAUGGAAUCCUUCAACCUCGGCGGAGGUCUCUCUGUCCUGCGUGGAUUCUUCGUCAGUGUGCGUGCCGCGACUGCUCGCGUGCUGUUGAAUGUCCAGGUGAAAUAUCUCGCCUGUUACGACCACGGCCCUCUGGUCAACUUGAUUCAAAGCUACGGCGGCAGGAACAUUUACCGUUUGGAGAAGUUCCUCAAGACCGUGCGUGUCCGUGUCACGCACAUCUCACGCAAGAACAGCCGCGGUCAGUCCGUGCCGCGUAUCAAGCCUAUCUACGGCUUUGCCAACCGUGGUGACGGUAACUCGUCCCCCAACCCCCCCAAGGUCCCUCGCCACGGUGCUGGUCCCAACGACGUGCAGUUCUUCCUUACUGAGGCUAGCCCUAAGCCCGUCGCCGCGCCCAGUGUGCCUGGUGCCCCUGAGGCUAAGCCUAAGAAGGGAAAGAAGGCGCCCAGGGAGGGUCCUGCGGAAGCUGGCCGAUACAUUACUGUUGCGGAAUUCUUUAAGAAGGAAUACAACAUGACGUUGGACCCCAAUUUCCCCGUCGUCAACGUCGGUUCUCGUGACAGACCUGUUUAUCUUCCAGUUGAGGUCUGCGAAGUCCAGCCUGGUCAGCCCGCCAAGUCGAAGCUUACUGGCGACCAAACAGCGAGCAUGCUGCGCUUCGCCGUGAUGGGCCGGAAGCCGGGUCAGAAUGCCCAAUCAAUUAUCACCAAUGGUGUCGGCGUAUUGGGUCUCGGCCAGCCAUUAAAUCCCACUCUAUCUGCCUUCGGUGUUAAUGCUUCUACGGAGCUGAUCACGGUCCACGGACGCGUUCUCCCCGCCCCUAGUGUUUACUACAAGGACGGGAACCGGGUCAAGGAGAUCCGGUCUCAAUUUGGCAGCUGGAACAUGCGCCAAAUCCAGUUCUCCAAGGCCGCACCCAUGAAGUGCUGGACCUACCUCUACGUCGAUCAAGAGGGCGCCCGCCCUGUCUUCCAAAACCCGGACCAGCUCAACGCCAGCCUGGCCGGCUUCAGAAAGACCCUCCGCGAGAUGGGUAUGGCCGUCGAGGCACACAGGCCCGGCAAACGCGUCGUGCUCAACGGCCAAAAUGACGCCCAAGUGCUCGAGAAUGCCGUUCUCGACCUGCAAAGGCAACAUAACCCGGUCUUCAUUCUGGGUAUUUUCUACACUAAGGACACCGACAUUUACAACUCCGUCAAGCAAGUCUGUGACGUGCGCUGCGGUAUCCGCAACGUGAACGUCCUUGCAGAAAAGAUCAUGAACUCUAACCCUCAAUACAACGCCAACGUGGGCCUGAAAAUCAACCUCAAACUCGGCGGCGCCAACCAAGCUCUCCGGACAGCCGAUCUCGGCCUCAUCUCCGAAGGCAAAACAAUGCUGGUGGGCAUUGACGUAACCCACCCCUCCCCGGGUUCCGCAUCCACAGCCCCCAGUGUGGCCGGUAUCGUCGCUUCAGUCGACGCAACGCUCGCCCAAUGGCCCGCGGAGAUCCGCGUCCAAGGUGCCCGGCAAGAGAUGGUCGCCGAUCUCCAGGCCCUCCUCGCGUCUCGUCUCCGACACUGGCGAAAGCUCAACCGGAACCUUCCCGAGAACAUCAUCGUCUACCGCGACGGUGUCUCAGAGGGUCAAUACAACAAGGUGAUCGAUGAGGAACUCCCCCUCUUGCAAGCAGCAUGCAAGGAUACCUACCCAGCCGACCUGACCGCAAAGGGUCUCCCGCGACUGGCCAUCAUCAUUGUCGGCAAGCGCCACAACACCCGCUUCUACCCGACAACCGAGCAAGACUCGAACCGCGAGAACCCCAUCCCGGGUACAGUUGUCGACCGCGGCGUCUCCGAGGCCCGCGACUGGGACUUCUUCCUGCAAGCUCAUUCCGCUUUGCAGGGUACCGCUCGCCCGGCUCACUACUUCACUGUCUGGGAUGAGAUCUUCUACCCGCGCCACCCGGCCAAUGCGGGAGGUCCAGGAGCUGCGGAUGUCCUGCAGGACUUGACUCACAAGAUGUGCUACCUGUUCGGAAGAGCUACAAAGGCGGUCAGCGUUUGCCCCCCUGCGUACUAUGCCGAUCUUGUCUGCACGCGUGCUCGAUGCUUCCUUAGCGAUCUGUUUGAUCCUUUGCCUGUUGACGCUAGUGGAGGCAGCACCAGUGGCACCGAGGGUACUGCCGAUAUGUCGCGCACCGCGGACGUUGUUAUUCAUCCCAACGUUGCUGACUCUAUGUUCUACAUUUAA